Messenger RNA from Colletotrichum gloeosporioides, 993 nucleotides. RefSeq lists its product as uncharacterized. The transcript has 2 exons. The record is from RefSeq and is a predicted model, not a curated record. NCBI's taxonomy places the organism in Eukaryota, Fungi, Ascomycota, Sordariomycetes, Glomerellales, Glomerellaceae. The coding region runs from base 1 to 993 and encodes 330 amino acids. Gene Ontology annotation, molecular function: protein binding.
AUGGACGGAUGCGACUCUGAUUCCCGCAUUCCCCAAGCCUGGGAACCCACGGCCAAUGCUGAUUAUGGCACUGAAGAUUGUCAAAUGACGGAGCUUGCCGAAAAGAUGAGCAUUGCGUCGUUGUUCGUGGCGCCUGAGCAGGAGGACUGUGUCACUCUCAAAGCAGGAGGAAAGACCUUCAACUUCAAGAAGAGCAUCCUAAUCAAGGACUCCGAGUACUUCGCCACUUGCUUCAAGAACGAGAAUUUCAUCGAGGGCAAGACUUUGACUGUCGAGUUCGACGACAUCGACCCCGACCUCCUCAGCAUCUACCUCCAUCUCGCAUUCAUGCAGGCCAUCAAGGACUCUGUGAAGUUUGACCCUGGCUUGAUGAAGGAACCAAAGCGCCUGAAGCCCAUGGUCGACCUGUACGAGAUUGCCGACCGCUUCAUGAACGCGAAGAUGACCAGACUCGUUGGCUGCUCGAUCCUUGAAAUGGCCAAGGAUCAUCCUAUCAAAAACGUUGCAUACGACAUGACUGCUCAGGAACGAUCUUGGUCUAUCAAGAACUACAAGGAAGCAUUCGAGACCCUUGACUACGGAGAUCACGCUCGGGAGUACAUGCGAGCGAAGCUAGUGGCCGCCUACUGUCGUUGGGUUCCUCUUGGGAACUUCAGAGACGACCUGGUUAUGUUGGAGGAUUCUCCAGAGUUCGUCCGCGAGCUCACAAUCUGUUUUGCUUCGCUCCUAACAGAUGUCGAUACAUCUUGGACCUCUCAACGCGAACGAGUCCGUACGACAUAUCCCCCUGGGAAUUGUCCCAAGUCCUGGGAUGUGGACGCCGGAGUCUUGGAUAUGGGUGACUGGACCAAGUGGAGGCCCUUUCCGCCGAUCAAGCCGAAAUCUCGUUACCACGUGAGCUCUCCCUCUGAUGUCGGGAACACUUCCGCCUCGACCCAUUCUAGCGAUGCUUGGGAUUGGAACACUGCUUUUCCUGGGUUCUUGCACUCUUAG